Leptidea sinapis is the source of this 1861-nucleotide messenger RNA. RefSeq names its product trypsin-like. Gene Ontology annotation, biological process: proteolysis. The transcript is spliced from 6 exons. NCBI's taxonomy places the organism in Eukaryota, Metazoa, Arthropoda, Insecta, Lepidoptera, Pieridae. Gene Ontology annotation, molecular function: serine-type endopeptidase activity. The coding region runs from base 62 to 961 and encodes 299 amino acids. The record is from RefSeq and is a predicted model, not a curated record.
UCACUUGAUUACUAGUGUUUAUAGAUCGAGGUAGUUGUGUUCGAGCGGCUGAUACGACGACAUGUUACUUGUACAAGUUGUUUUUUGUACUGUGUUGUACAUGUUUAGCAGUGAAUGUUUGGAGUACCAUGGCCGUCUGUCGCGAGCCUGUGUGCAGGAAUACUACAACAUGUUCAUUACGAGGCAGAUACCGCUGCGGACCUACAAAUACUACCACGAGGACCUCGUCCCAGAGGCUUUCGAUUACAACUUACUAGCACCUCAGGAACUUAGUUUUGGUUGGAGAAUAGUGGGCGGAAAGCUGGUGGAUAUAACUGAUGUGCCAUUUCAAGUGCUAUACGGCAGAUACUGUGGGGGAACCCUGCUCGCACCAAACUGGGUCCUCACCGCAGCACAUUGUGGAGAACGAGACAACCUCGUAUUUGCCGGUUCAACUCAAAGCUCAAUCGCCCUGGGCUAUCCCAUCUGCUCCCACUUCACUCACCCACUCUGGAACAACUCUGGUCUCCACAAACAUGACUUCGAUUAUCAGCUUCUGCUUCUGGAGCGACCCAUACCAGUCUCAGCAAACGCUCGGCCAAUUGCCAUUGGUUCUCCACAAGAUAUUCAAACUGGUUUGAUGAUUGGUGUGAGUGGGUGGGGCCACUUGCAGUAUAAGAAAAGUCGUAUGCAAGAUGUUCUUCGGCGCGUGUACGUCCCAAUAAUGUCUGCUGAGGAAUGCAAGACCAUGCCAGAUGGAAACUAUGGAAACAUCACACCCAGAAUGUUCUGCGCAGGAUACAUCAAUGGAACUAAGGAUUCUUGUCAGGGCGAUUCAGGAGGGCCAGCGGUGCUCAAUGGAAAACUAGUGGGCAUCGUGUCAUAUGGGGUGAGGUGUGCGGAAGCUCGACAUCCGGGUGUCUACAGCAACGUACCUUUAGCACGGGAUUGGAUACGGGCGAUAACAGGCCUUCCGUUAUAAUAUAUACUUGUAUAUCUAAUUACUAUAAUUCUGCGCGCGAUCAGAAUGGCUUGCGACCUUAUGAACAUGAACAAUGUGCAACAUAUCCGAGACGAGCAGGACGUUCAGCUGAUGGUAAUUGAUACGCCCUGCCUUUUACAAUGCAAUGUACCCCAAAAAUUCUGAGCGGCACUACAACUGCGCUCGUCACCUUGAGACAUAAGAUGUCAAUUCUCAUUUACCCAGUAAUUUCAUUAGCUACGGCGCCCUUCAGACCAAAACACAGUAAUGCUUCCAUAUUACUGCUUCACAGUCGAAAUAGGCGCCGUUGUGUUACCUAUAAUCUAGCCGGCAUCUGGUGCAAAAAAGCCUCCCACUAGUAUUACGAUGGAACUAUUCUAUUUUCUGACCGUCUGCAAAAAAGCUCAUGCGAGACAAUUUUGGCUCUUUUUAAUGUUGCGUACUUCUAAACGAAAAAACAAACCCCCAUUAUUAGACUUCUGUUUGUUCUUUUGCCCGUCUAUCUGCAUAUUAUGACGCUUUAAGACCGUUUUUAAGUAGCUCCGGCGUAAAAGCGUGAGAAACAAACUUAUAUUCACAUUUGAAAAUAUUAGUAGGAAUCGGGAUUUUCGGUACUGAACUUUAAUAAGCAUGUCGCGUUAAUUGUUCUAUUUUUGUUUAUAAAGAACGUUUUUUGUCAACUCUACUUCUAUUGAGAACCACCAUUUUAAUUUAAAUUGACAAGGUUCCAUCCCAUUCUGAUGACGCGUCGAUUCGUCUUCCAAAGAUAUUUUAUUUAUUUGUAUACAAAUCUAGAAUUUUGCAAUAAAAAAAUUAUUGUAUGUCAAGUUUAAUCAACGUUUUUAUUUUACUUUUGAUAACUUAUUAAUAUUAUUAUUUUAAAAUACAUUAUAAUUAAUU